AGUGUUGGCUCUUGCAAUCAGUUUUUUUUCUCCCCAUCCUCUUCAAGAGCUGCCGUUGCUUUUCUUCCGUGAAUAUAUUGGAACCCUUCAAAGCACGCGCCGUUCUUCAUGCCGGCCAAAGCGGUUCCACCCAACACGCGUAGCAAGUCCCCGGGCUCCGCGUCCUCGCAUGUCUGCAGCCAACAGUGCAGCCUGCCCGUCUGGGACGAUGCCCAAAUCGCACAGGAGAACUGGGGGAGCCCUCUAAUCGCAACGUCCUCCGGCGGGGGCGGCACCGAUGGCGGUCAAGACGCGGGAUGGCAAAGCGCCGCCAAAACAAAAUCCCCCGGCGCACACGUCGCAGCGUCUGGCGGCGGGGCGGAGGCCAUUUUCCACGAUCAGGCAGGACAUCAGUGUGUGACUGACUUCAUCCAGGCGUGUCGGACGGCCACAGACGACGCCGCCCCCACGGGGGUAACGGUGUCGGUUGAUUCACCCACAUCGGGUGAGGUGAUGUGGAAGCGGCCAGUGGAUAUCUUCCGCCCCUUUCGCCCCGUCGUGCACCGCAACGCGACUCCAUUUCUCAACCCCUACGCUUCGGAGGAUGCGCUAACCCCGAUGGAAAUCACCGUCGCGGAGGAGCCGUGCCGCGCGCCGUCCGUGACGGGUGCAACAACGACGGCUGCAGCGAUCGGCGCAGGUGCCGGCAACAGCAAGAAGUCGAACGCAGGAACGGCUCGCAGCGCUGAGGGCGCCGCGGCGGCCGUCGCAGAGGCGUUUCAUCAGCAGUACCCCGAGGCGGUGACCGUGCUGGAGGACUUCGUCGGCGACGACGUUACGCGGUGGUCGCACUGCUCACGGAUGGAGGCCGUCCGCCGCUACCGUGCGCUGCCGGUGCUGAUGCAGCCAUACGACGGUGCCCUCGUCGCCGGUUGUGCCGAGACUCCGGCGGAGGCGUGCGGGUCGCGGUACAGCACCGCCCUGCGGCACAAGCUGAAGCAAGCGGAGCAGCUCUCCGCCCUCGCCGAGGCACCGCCGUUUUUGAUGACGGCGCUGGACAGCGCCUUGUUGGCCGUGGAGCGAGCCCAGCGCUUCAUUCCGGCGGGGUCGUACCUGUGGGAGCUGGUGCACCCGCACGCCCCUGGCACCUGCCACCCGGUGUACAACCCGUUCGGCAAGUACGCGGUGAAGCUGUUUAUCGCCGGUGCGUACCGCAAAGUCAUUGUCGAUGAUCGCCUGCCGGUGGAUGUGCUCGGCCGCCCGCUACUGACGACGACUUCAUUGAAGGAGCUGUGGCCGGCGUUGAUUGGCAAGGCGAUUGUGAAGGCGUUGGGCCCCGUAACCGGGGUGGAGGCGCUGGUCGCCUCGCCCGAGUUGAUUGUGUCGGUGCUGAUGGGAAAUUGGGUGCCGCAGUACCUCUCCCCGCGUCACGCACCGGUGUCGACGAUGACGGCCCUCCUCUUGUACGAGCGCCGUCUGAAGAAGCUGUCGACGAUCCCCACGCCGCUGCUGCAGGACGCGCAGCCCACCUCGCCGGGGAAAGGCGACAACGCCGCACAGGACGCCGACCGUGCGAUCAAGAAGGACUUGAAGAGCGCAGGAAGUGGUGACGGUGGCGGCAUGCACGCCCCUCGUCGACGAUCCUCUGCGCAUAGCAAGCGCUCCACCGUGAAGAAGAACAGCAGCGCGACCGACAGCUCGCAGACAGACGAGCAGCAGCCUCUCUACGCCUCGGAGUACUGCUCCGCCACCGUUGAUGAGCCGAUCCCCGACCAAUCCAUGUACGUGUGCGGGCUCCGCGCUGUCCCGGUGCAAAACGGUUCUGUUGAUGCUGCCGCUUCUGCCGUUGCUAGUGCCCGCCCGGCUUACCAGCUCCUCACCAUACACGCCAUGAAGCCCUUUCGGAACACCUUUGCGUUACUCCUCCACACCACACCGCGCAUUCAGCUGACGGAGGGCGUUUUCGAAAAAGAAAAGGACGCCGAUGACGUGAGUGCGCUGCAGCGCUGGAGCAGUCACCAGUACCGCCAAGUCCACGACACGGUCAAAACCCGCGCGACCAGCGCCAGCGCAGGCGACACCGCGACAGACUUGCUGUCGCCCACUACGGCGACGGAGAUGGUGGUGGUCGACAACGUACGCAGCCCAUCCGUCACGGCUUGCUGGCUCACGUUGGAGGAGUUCAUGGCGCAGAUGGAGCAGGUGGUGGUGUGGCGCGUACUGGAGGGCACGUACGCGCACGAAAGAUCCAUCACGGGAGAGGCAGUGCUGCAGUACAGCGGGACGGGGAGAGCAGGGGACGGCACCACUAGCGGCAGCAGCAAUAAUAAAACCGAUUUAGCGGCUUCCUCCGCGAAGCAGUCGCCUGCAUCCGUCAGUCUGAAAGGCGGCCAUCCACCACGUGAGGGGUCGCAUGCGGGUUCGACACCGACGGCGAUGCGCAACAGCAAACCGGCCGCUCAGGCGCAAGACACGUUGUACCCAUCGACAAUCGCGCCCACGUGUGUGUGGUGGAAACUGACGGCCGCUACCGCGGUGGAGGCGUUCGUGGUGGUAUCGAGCCCGACGCUGACAGAGGCCCUUCCAACAGUGCCUAGCGGCAGUACUGGUACUCCUGUUGCUGCUGCGGAUGCGGCGGUGGUUGCGACUGCUGCUGACAAUGAUGCGUUGAACGUGGUGUCGGCGCAGGAUCUUGCAGCUGCGCGUGAGCGACGCGUAGAGCUGCAUCACUUCCAGUGGGAGCGCGCCGAACCGCUCAACCACGUCGGAUCCGUCGCGUACACCGACGGCGCGCUGCGCUCGACGGAGCUGCGGUUCCGUCCCGGCACGCACCUGCUGCGGGUGGAUCUCCACAACCUUCAAGCGGCCGACACCAUCGCCUUUCUCUCCGACGCCGUCAUGGAGGUGCAGCUGGGCUUGAGCAACGAGUUCAGCCACGAUGGCUUUGCCACCGUGACGGACGCCGGCACGCACCCUGCUAUGCCGCUGCUGGACGUGGAGUACAUCUGGCUGAAGCGCGUCUUCACGCUGGCCAAGCCCACCGCUCUGACGAUGGUGCUGUCGACGCUGGACGCGGCAGAGGACUUGGCUGUGCACCGUCGUGUGAACACUGCCACGCAGCGGGCCCCUGCCAGCGCCGGUGGUGCUGCAGCCGCCGCGGGGGGCAAAUCCGCGCACGGCAAAGGCGGGUCUCCAGCGAACGUACGUGGUGGGGCCGCUGCGGUGAACAACGCCGCCUCGGCCUCUUUUAAGAAGGGCAGCUCGGGUGUGGCGGCCGAGGCCAGCAAAGAGCCGCCGCGGCCGUCGGCCAUCGCCGGCGAGGCGUCAGAGAGCCGAGCCGAACUGCGAGGUGUAUCCAUUCUCCGCUUCACCACCUUAGUGUUGGUGAACCUCGACAACCCGAAAGACUUCCGGGUCGGCAGUGCUGGACGAUUGGUGCAGCUGCAACUGGAGCCCAACGAGAAGGGCUACCUCGUUGUUGCCUACACUUCCGUGCCCGCUGCGCUGCUGAGUGACACCGCGCUACGUGAACAAGACCAUCUGGUGGACGAGGUAUCCGAUGUGUUCCACAUGGUGCGUCUCCCCACUGUUCCAACAGGUACUGUCGAACUGGAUUCUCCCUUGCCGGUUGACCUGCAGAGUUCGAGCAACACCGGCAUCACUCCCGCCGUGCCGCUGUUCCCUGCAGGUCAGUGGAAGUUGACGCUGCGCUCCGAUGCGGAGCUGCAGGCCUUUGACAGCGUCGUGCACAACAUCCACGACGUGCAGAUCGAGGCAGACCUGCCACGUGGUGGGUCCCCGGUGCUCUUCCGCCGCCUGUGCAACGUGGUGGAGCCGACACAUCUGUCUCUCCUGGCCCAGCUGCGCACCCCGCUGCCGAUGGCGUACACCGUGCGCAUCACUCGUCCUGGCGCGGCAUCCGCCACGACGGAGGUGUCCUCCACUACCAUGACAACGGCCUCCAAGAACACCAACGCGACUUCUGCUUUUUCACCUGUCGUGCCGAGCGAGUCGCUUUUCCCGGUGGAGGACGGCGCAGCAAACGCGUUUACGGUCUUUGAGUCUGCGCCGGCGGAGGACCGCCUCUUCGUCGCGGACGUUUUCCUCCCCUGCACGCACGAGGGCACCGUGAAGGUCGGCAAAACCACCGGCGGCCCCACCGGCGGGGGAGGCGGCGCGGCUGGCUCGACCACAUACGUUAUCGAGGCGUUUGUUGCACAGGCAAGCGCGACGGCGUGGAACGAUCAGUGUCUGCGACACCAGGCGGAGGUGUUUGCGCAGGUGCGCGACAGAGCCGAGGUGCGUGCGGUGGCGCUGCAGCAACAUGAUGUGGAAGAGUUUCAACAGGACCCAGAGGGCUUCCUGCAGCGCCGGAGGGAGGCGGCGUCGCAGCGUCGCCAGCAGGUGGCAGAGUUGGCGGAGAAGACCGUCACGAGUGUCCAGGCCGAUGUCGCCGCCGCCGCCGCCGCCGCUUCUGUCACGGAUACGCGCGGCGCACGAGGGCGGACGAGCAGCUCCACCCGUCGCCAGAGCCGUCGUGUGUCGAAUGCGCUGGACACGUACGUCAAGGACUCCUUCCGCCGUCAAUCAUCGUCGGUGGCGGAGGAUGAAGUGAGCGAUGCAGCCGCAUUGGCCCUGCUCGACACAGCCGAUCCCGCCAGCCUUGUGCACCUCAGCGCGCAGUUGAGCUUCUCCAGUCCACGCGCGGAGUUGAGGGAGGAGGCACCGGACCUGGACCCCACGGCAAAGCUGCGCCAGCACAUCAAGGAAACGAUGUCGUGGCUGCAGGAGCGCAUCGGCGACGCCGUAGCGGCAACCCGCGUCGGGUCCGGCUCGCCCGCUCCCCCACCCGUCGCGGGCGGGCAACCCGGCGCCUCCUCUUCGUCCCCCGGCAACACAAAGUCGCAGGCGGCGCGAAACCAAAAGGAAAGUGCCGCGUCCACGGCGCUGUCUGUCGAGGACGCCCUGCACGCCAAGGUGGCCCGUCAAAGCCGUCUCGCCUAUCUGCGUAACCCCCAACACAUUUUUCUUCCCUCGUUCGAGGUGGGGGAGGAUGGCCUUGUCGAGGUGGCGGCCUCGGCGGCCGCUGGCAUGGCGGUCAGCGCACCUUUAAAUCCAACCAAAUCGAAGCAACAGCACGAUGGCAGUACAGGCGGGGGUCACGCUGGCAGUAUUUCCUCCACCACCGCGGCAACCGCACGGGGCAGUCAUAAGGAGUCCAACGGCUCGGGUGGCUCGGCGGCACGGAUGCUGAGCAUCACCUCAACGGAGAUGUCGCCCUUCCCGGUGGCCUCCCACGGAACGGAGGCGGUGCUGCUCGACGGCGUGGCGACCCGCUUCCGCUACGCUGCCCCACUUGCGCCGUCGCAGCACCGCGUGGAGCUGCUGCGGCUGCGCGCCUACGAAGAGUCGGCGAGCACCGCAGCGGGGCGUGAGAAGGACGCGACCGGAGGUGCGGCGGGGGGCGGCAGCGGCAGCGGCGCAACGACCGGUAAGCGGCUGAAGGCGUCCUCCGCGGCUGGCGGGGCGGCGGCGGGUUCGGCGAAAGGUGGGGCGGGCGCGGCGUCGACGGCGGCCGGCAGCGGGUCCGCUGCGACGACCAGCGUGGCGGCUGGCGGCGGGGCGGUGGGCGGUGCCGUAAGCAUUGCGGGGGCCUCUACGCUUUUCUACCCGCUGACGACGGCGGAGUGCGACGCGCUGGUGUGGCCGCUGCAGGCGCCGCUGUUCGAUGCCAUGAAGACGUGUGACCCGGCAGCGGCGCCGGCCACGCGGUCGGUGAAGGCGGAGCGCCGGGCACGGUUUCGCACGAGCUAUCAGACCUACUUUGAAGCGAUGGCGGCACAGAAGGCCACGGCAGCCACGCAGAGUCGCGGCAGCGGCGGCGGCGACAGCGCGGAUGCGGCGACUCGCCCGGUCGUGUACCACUCCCUACUGGGGAUCAAAGAAGAAGACUUGAGUAUGACGCUGCGGACGAAGAAAUCGGCGCCGGCGGUGUGA
This is a messenger RNA of Leptomonas pyrrhocoris, 5976 nucleotides long. Its product is annotated as putative calpain-like cysteine peptidase putativecysteine peptidase Clan CA family C2. The transcript has a single exon. Lineage: Eukaryota; Euglenozoa; Kinetoplastea; Trypanosomatida; Trypanosomatidae. The coding region runs from base 109 to 5976 and encodes 1955 amino acids. The record is from RefSeq and is a predicted model, not a curated record. Gene Ontology annotation, biological process: proteolysis. Gene Ontology annotation, molecular function: calcium-dependent cysteine-type endopeptidase activity.